This is a messenger RNA of Rhagoletis zephyria (snowberry fruit fly), 1485 nucleotides long. The record is from RefSeq and is a predicted model, not a curated record. Lineage: Eukaryota; Metazoa; Arthropoda; Insecta; Diptera; Tephritidae.
AUGGAAAGCAGCAACGGCUCGGUGAUGUACGAGACCACCUCGAAUGGCAUCAACGGCAAGCUCAGCAAUGGCUGCAACGGCCACGCCGACAGCAACAACAACCACCACGCCCAGGUCAAUGGAAAGGGAGGAGGCGUGGCGGCAAAGUCGAUGAUCAACGGCCACAGCGGAAAUGGCCUGGCCACCACCACCGACGCCCAGGACGGCUGGAGCAAGGCGUACUGCGUGCUGGGCGCCCAGUGGGGCGACGAGGGCAAGGGCAAGAUUGUCGACCUGCUGGCGAAUGAGAUGGACGUCGUCUGUCGGUGUGCGGGCGGCAACAACGCCGGCCACACUGUCGUUGUCGGCGACAUUGAGUACGACUUUCACAUUCUCCCCUCGGGCAUCAUCAACAGCAAUGCCGUGUCGGUGCUGGGAAACGGGGUGGUGAUUCACGUCGGGCAGAUGCUCGAGGAGAUCAAGAAGAACGAGGAGAAGGGCCUGAAGGACUGGAAGAGCCGGCUGCUGAUCUCCGACCGGGCGCACAUGGUCUUCGACUUUCACCAGGCGGUCGAUGGGCUGCAGGAGCAGGCGAAGGGGCAGAAGGGCCAGAGUUUGGGCACGACGAAGAAGGGCAUUGGGCCGACGUACAGCACGAAGGCGGCGAGGACGGGCAUUCGAGUGGCCGACCUGCUCAAUUUUGAGCAGUUUGAGGAGAAGUUUCGCUCGCUGGCGGGCGCCUUCACCAGCCAGUACCCCGACCUGGCGAUUGACAUUGACGCCGAGCUGGAGCGCUAUCGGGCGUUUGCCAAUGAGAUCCGCCCCUGCACCACCGACACCGUCUCCUUUCUCCAUCACUCCAUUCGCCAGGGGAAGAAGAUUCUGGUGGAGGGGGCAAAUGCCACCAUGCUCGACAUUGACUUUGGAACAUAUCCCUUUGUGACCUCCUCCAAUUGCACCGCCGGCGGCGCCUGCACUGGCCUGGGCAUUCCCCCAAAGCACAUCGGCGAGGUGUACGGCGUCGCCAAGGCCUACUGCACCCGCGUCGGCGAUGGCCCCUUUCCCACCGAGCUGAAGGACGCCACCGGGGAGUACCUGCAGCAAACUGGGCGCGAGGUGGGCGUCACCACGAAGCGAAAGCGCCGCUGCGGCUGGCUGGACACCGUUCUCCUUCGCUACUCCAACAUGAUCAACGGCUAUGCUGGCCUGGCCAUGACAAAGCUCGACGUCCUCGACGGCCUCGAUGAGAUCAAGAUCGGCGCGAAGUACCUGCUGGACGGCCGUGAGGUAGUGACUCCGCCCGGCAACACCAACGACCUCAAUCGAAUGCAGGUGGAGUACGUGACGAUGCCCGGCUGGAAGCAGAGCAUCGCCGGCUGUCGUCGCUUUGAGGAGCUUCCGCAGGCGGCCCAAAAUUACGUUCGCAAGGUGGAGGAGCUCUGUGAGGUGCCCAUUAAAUGGAUUGGCGUCGGCCCGUCGCGUGACUCCAUCAUUCGCCUCUUUUAA